AUGAAUGCAAUUGGAGAACAUGAUGAUGAAACAAAUCAACAUAUGCCAGGUACAGAAUAUAGGGUAGAAGAACUUAUGAAGGGGCUACAAAAUAUUGACGAGUGGAAAGAAUUUUUACUAUCUGUACAAAUGUUUCAUCAUAUCGAGGAUGUACAACGCUACGAUAUUGCUUGUCAGGUGACAUAUGUUGAAUUCAAUCACGAACAAGAAAUUAUUAUACAAGGUAGUGCGAUAGUACAUCAAAAAGCAUUGCAUGAUAAAUCAGUUAUCGAAUUAUCAAAAAUUGGUAAAGAAGAUUAUUUUGGUGGUAAAUCUUUAUUAUUCAACCAAAAACAUGUUGCUACAGUCAAAGCAAAUGAUAUACCCAUGGGAUAA
Rotaria socialis is the source of this 375-nucleotide messenger RNA. NCBI's taxonomy places the organism in Eukaryota, Metazoa, Rotifera, Eurotatoria, Philodinida, Philodinidae. The record is from the annotation of a GenBank genome assembly.